This is a messenger RNA of Penicillium cataractarum, 1407 nucleotides long. It is a transcript of the gene slu7, whose product is annotated as mRNA splicing protein SLU7. The transcript has a single exon. The record is from RefSeq and is a predicted model, not a curated record. Gene Ontology annotation, molecular function: pre-mRNA 3'-splice site binding. NCBI's taxonomy places the organism in Eukaryota, Fungi, Ascomycota, Eurotiomycetes, Eurotiales, Aspergillaceae. Gene Ontology annotation, cellular component: spliceosomal complex. Gene Ontology annotation, biological process: mRNA splicing, via spliceosome. The coding region runs from base 1 to 1407 and encodes 468 amino acids.
AUGUCGUCCCGAAAGCCAGCCGAUGUGGCGUCCAAGGAGCGCAACGAAUACAUUCCGUCCUUCAUCUCGAAAAAGCCCUUCUAUGUCGACGACGAAUCCAACGACGAUUACCUUGAACAUCAGCGUCUACAAAAGAAAGCGCAAGAUCAGUCAAAAUGGUACGACCGAGGAAAGCGCGCCGGACCAGCUGCGACCAAAUAUCGCAAAGGUGCAUGCGAAAACUGCGGCUCAAUGACACACAAGACAAAGGAGUGUCUCAGCCGACCGAGGAAACAGGGUGCCAAGUGGACCGGCAAGGAUAUCCAGGCGGAUGAGGUCAUUCAGAAGGUGGAUAUGGGUUGGGACGCGAAGAGAGACCGCUGGAACGGCUACGAUGCCAGUGAAUAUCGCCAGGUCGUUGACGAAUACGAAGAGCUUGAGUCAAUGAAGCGAGCGGCAAAAGAGGGAGCCGAUCUUCAGAAAUUGCAAGACGGGGACGACGGGGACGACGCGCAAGAUGAGGAUAUUCGCUACGCCGAAGAAUCCGACAUGGGCAGACAACAGAGCACUGCUACGCGCAACCUCCGCAUCCGAGAAGACACCGCUAAAUAUCUUCUGAACCUGGAUCUUGAUUCCGCCAAAUAUGAUCCGAAGACUCGUCGAAUGGUGGACAUGGGUGCUCAAGAGGAUCAGGCUUCUGCGCUGGUUGCAGAGGAAAACUUUGUUCGCGCUUCUGGCGAUGCUGCCGAAUUUGAAAAGGCUCAGCGCUAUGCUUGGGAUGCGCAAGAAGCAGGCAGGGCGCAGAUCCACUUGCAAGCAAACCCAACAUCUGGAGAAUUCCUCCGGAAGAAAGAGAAGGAGGAAUCUGAGGCUAAACGCCAAGCCCAGCGCAAGGCCCUCCUGGACAAAUACGGAGGCAACGACCAUCUAGGCGCCACCCCACUGCGUGACACGAUGGUUGUCGAGAAUGAGCGCUUCGUGGAAUACGAUGAGUCGGGUGCCAUCAAGGGCGCCCCCAAGAAGGCCACGAAAUCGAAGUACCCUGAAGACAUUAUGGUCAAUAAUCAUACGUCGGUUUGGGGCAGUUGGUGGUAUGAAUUCAAGUGGGGCUAUGCUUGCUGUUUCUCGACCGUAAAGAACAGCUAUUGCACGGGCGAAGAUGGCAAGGAAGCCUUCCGGCAAGAAGGCAACAUGUUGCUGCUAGCAGAGACAGAUGGCGAUGCCGCCGGCGAUGCUUUAGAACCCUUAAAUGUUACCCGCGAGUCCGAGCGGGAUGAGGUCCAAGAAUCGACGGCGAAUAACAGCAAAAAGCGGACUUUGGAGGAGAUCAAGUCCGGCAUCACAGAGGAAGAGCUCGAGUCAUACAAGCGAAGCAGGCUGGCUGCCGAGGACCCGAUGGCAAAUUUUAUCGGAAAGGAUAUUGAUUAG